AUGUCGACGUCAUCUCCGCGUGUGGUUAGAUUCACCAAUGGCUACCUCCUCAAGGAUGGUGAAUUGGUGGCCGGUGAUCUCUGGGUGUCCGCCGAGACGGGACGGAUCAUAAGUCCCCAGACAGCCUUCUAUUCCUCGCAUCUGAGACCGGACAGAACAGUGGACCUUCGAGGCAGGAUCCUAUCCCCCGGCUUUAUCGAUGUUCAGAUCAACGGCUCCCACAACUUCGACUUCUCAACUCCCGACGCAGACUUUCCCGCAAAGCUGACCCACACUACCCAGCAGAUGAUCAAGUCGGGCCUCACGUCGUUUGUCCCGACCGUCAUCAGCACCACACCAGAGAGCUAUCGUGCCGUGCUCCCUUAUCUUGGCCCAUCUGGAAAAGCCCGUGAUGCCAGCAGCGGCUCAGAAAGCCUCGGAGCACACAUCGAAGGCCCCUUUCUCUCGCCAGUGAGAAAUGGAAUCCACAACAAGGAAGUCUUGCGGGAAGCGCAUUCUUGGGCCGACAUCGAGGAAUGCUACGGUGCAGAAAACCUCCACAAUGUCAGAUAUAUCACCGCGGCUCCCGAGCGGGGGAACAUGAUCAACCUGAUCCCUGAAUUCAUCAAACGGGGCAUCGUCUUUUCCGUGGGACACUCUGAUGCUACGUUCGAACAGGCGCAGGCGGCCAUGGCUGCCGGUGCCUCGAUGGUCACACAUCUUUUCAACGCCAUGCGUCCCUUUGGACAUCGGGAUCCCGGUAUUUUUGGCCUUUUGGGACAGUCGGCGCCUUCGACCCCUGUGGCCACACCCAAGACCAGCCGCCCCGCCAGUCCGGUGGGUUCACCACAAGGCUCUCCUCGAUCGUCGAGGUCCACCCCUCGUUCCAGCCUCAGCAUCAGCACCUCCAUGUCGGAUCUGGAGGAUGAGGCGGCACGCUACAAGCAGCCGUACUUUGGCCUCAUUGCCGAUGGCAUCCACUUGUCGGCGCAGACCCUCAAGAUCGCCUAUUCCGCUCACCCGGAAGGCGCCAUCCUUGUGACUGAUGCGCAGAAGUUUGCCGGAUGUCCCGACGGCGCUUACGAGUGGCGAGGAGAAGAUCGCUUCGUCAAGGAAGGCAAGCUGCUCAAGCUGGAAAGCAACGGGCGUAUUGCCGGCAGUGUAGUGGACUUGAUCGACUGCAUCAACAACUUCAAGCGAUGGACGGGCUGUGGCACGGCAAAAGCGCUGGAAUGCGUGACAAGCACGCCGGCCAAGAUGCUGGGCAAGGACGUGGAGAAGAGCAAAGGAAGGCUUGAGGUGGGCAUGGAUGCGGAUCUGGUGGUGCUGGAGGAAGGUCUCGAGGGAGAUCUGACGGUACAACAGGUAUGGAAGUUUGGAGUCCAGGUGGCCUAA
Fonsecaea erecta is the source of this 1374-nucleotide messenger RNA. RefSeq lists its product as hypothetical. The record is from RefSeq and is a predicted model, not a curated record. Lineage: Eukaryota; Fungi; Ascomycota; Eurotiomycetes; Chaetothyriales; Herpotrichiellaceae. The coding region runs from base 1 to 1374 and encodes 457 amino acids. Gene Ontology annotation, molecular function: N-acetylglucosamine-6-phosphate deacetylase activity. Gene Ontology annotation, biological process: N-acetylglucosamine catabolic process. The transcript has a single exon.